This is a messenger RNA of Medicago truncatula (barrel medic), 3072 nucleotides long. RefSeq names its product SNF2 domain-containing protein CLASSY 3. Gene Ontology annotation, biological process: gene silencing by siRNA-directed DNA methylation. Gene Ontology annotation, molecular function: ATP binding. Bases 1 to 3072 code for a protein of 1023 amino acids. The transcript is spliced from 5 exons. The record is from RefSeq and is a predicted model, not a curated record. Lineage: Eukaryota; Viridiplantae; Streptophyta; Magnoliopsida; Fabales; Fabaceae.
AUGGCUGGUUUUUCUAGCAAGAAUGUUCCGUUAUUCGGUGUUUCGAGCAGAACUCGUAGCAAGAAUGUUCCGUUGUUUGGUUCUCUUUUACUUGGUGGGUCAUCAAAGCGGAGAAAGAGUGAUGAAGAAGAUAAGGGUUUGGAAUAUGUUUCUGGUUCUAAAAAAAGAAAGAUGACUGAAGAACCUUUUGUUGUUCCUGCAGAUGCCGAGGUAAUUUCCAUCGAUGAUGAUGAAUAUGAAGAUGUUGGUGAAGAAGGGUUGGAACAUAGUGAUGAGAAGAUGUCUGAGGGUGGUGGUGAAAGUGGAGGAAGUGAUUUUGAUGCUAAAGAUGGAAAGUUUGUUGAUGAAAAGUGUGGGGCACAAGAUAACCUGAUUUCGAUAAAUUCAGAUGAGUAUGGUGAAAGUGAAGAACACUCUGUUGAUUCUGAUCCUGAUAACGAAGAAGAAGAAAAAGAAAAAGAAAAAGCAGAUGAUGUUGUUAAAAGUGAUGAAAGUGGGGGAAUUGGUAGGUUUUCUGAUCAAGGUGAAAAGGUUAUAAUUGAUUUGGAUGAUUCUGAAGAGAGUAAGGAGGAUGAUUCGGAUAAGAGUGAAGCAAAUGAUUCUAGUGAUGAAGAUUUUGAAGAAGAGGAGGAGGAGAAAGAGGGUUAUAGGAAAGAUUUCAAUGUGGUGGAGGAGUUGGUAAGAAAGGUGAAGAGUCAAAAAAGGGGAAUUUCUGAGAGUAAUAAUGAGGAAGUAAAUGUUGAGAAUAGUUCAUCUUCUGAUAAUGAUGAUGAGGAGAUGGUGAGAGAGGGGAAGGAUAAAAAAAGUAGAAUUUCUGAGAGGAAAUGUGAGGAGGUAGAGAAUGAGAGCAAUCCAUCUUCCACAAAUAUUGAUGAGUUGGAGCAAGCCGACCAUGCUAGUGUUUCCUCCUGUACCAUUGAGAAGAAGGGUAGUUCUUCUUCUAAGCUGAAUGGAGUACCAGAGACACUGAAACGAAAGAGUGUGGAAGGGAAAGUGAAAAAUCUCUCUGAUGAAUGUGUGAAUGUUGAAGUGAAUGCCAAAUCAGAAAACAAAUCCAAGGAAAAUGUUGGCGACUCUGAUGGAGGAAAAGAUCAAUUUGUUAAAGGCUUAGAUGUUGGAGGAGUUUCUUCAUUUCAAAUAAAGCAAGAAAAGAUGAAGGAAUCAGAUAAACAGAAAACAAUGGAGAACAAAAGAAGGGAUUAUAAAGGUAGAGCUGACAUCUGUAAUGGUGAGAAGAAGGAAUCAACUGAUAACAAUGGAUUGAAUCAAAGCGUCAAAAGCACACAUUUUACGCGCAAGGAGUUACGUUCACUCGAACUCCUUGUUAAAUGCUAUUGGGAAAGAAAGAAUUUCAUGAACAAUGAUUCAAUUGUGUUAGAGGUCAACGACGAUGGUGUUGAUCAGCAUCAUACACGGCCACCACCAGUCUCUGUGGAGACACCUCGUGAACGGAUAUGGAGCCUUAAAAAGGUGGACAUCGUGCAAAAGACCAAGGAGGAAGAGGAGGAGGAACUGUUAUGGGAUGAAUUUGAUACAGCCAGUAGAGAAUCUAACGCUGAAUCCAUGAUUGGAAAUUUAGGAGAAAACGGAGGUCCAUCAUUCCACUGUGAACAUGAUACUUUUCUCGAUGAAGAGAUUGGUCUAUUUUGCAAAUUGUGUCAUGAGGUUGUUACUGAGAUCAAAUAUAUCUCACCACCCGUGAAUGAUAGAUGUCCCGAUAAAGGUUCUGGAAAGAGGGCUUUAUCUGAUGAUUCAGUAAAUGCCUCGCUAUUUGAUGGCUCUCAGUUCAAUGUUUCUGAUGGUGAUUCAGAUGCUAAUUUGUUUCUUGAAGGCUCAGUUUGGGACCUAAUUCCUGAUGUGAAAGAAAAAUUAUAUCCUCAUCAACAAGAAGGAUUUGAAUUCAUUUGGAAAAACUUGGCAGGAAACAUUGAGCUUCAAAAGUUAAAGAAUGCCGAUCCUCGAAGGGAAGGUGGCUGCAUUAUUUCACAUGCUCCUGGAACUGGUAAGACAAGGUUGACAAUAGAGUUUCUCAAGGCGUAUUUGAAAGUUUUUCCGGGAUGCUUGCCGAUUAUUGUUGCACCUGCAAGUUUGUUGCUUACUUGGGAAUAUGAGUUCAAAAAGUGGGAAAUAGGUGUUCCAUUUCACAAUUUGAACAACUCUGAGUUAUCUGUUAAAGAUCAUGAAGAUGUUUUUAAUGCAAAUAAUUGGUCUAAUACACGGCAAAGUACAGAGGAGACGCGGAUGAUGAAACUGAUUUCGUGGUUUAAAGCCAAGAGCAUUCUGGGAAUCAGUUACAGUUUGUACGAGAAGAUAGCCGGAGGAGGGGAAUAUGGAGAUGGAGAUGAGAAAAAGAGAAAACGUGCAAGUGCGGACAAGAGAAAAGAAAACAGUUGUAUGAGAAAGGUUUUACUUGAAACUCCUGGUUUGUUGGUUCUAGACGAAGGACAUACACCGAGAAAUAAAAAUAGUCUUAUUUGGAAGGUGUUGUCGAAAAUUCAAACGCGCAAGCGAAUCAUCCUUUCUGGAACUCCUUUCCAGAACAAUUUCUUGGAACUAUACAACACUUUGAGCUUGGUGAGGCCUUCUUUUCAUAAAACGAUACCGCAAGAGCUGAAAAAGUUUUGCCAGAAGCAGGAACGUAAAAAAGCUCCUAAAGAAUGGAGUUGGGAACCGGUUUUUGGCAACACAGCAGGUAAUACUUCUGACGAUAAGAUCAAGCAGUUGAAAUUGCUUAUGGAUCCCUUUGUUCAUGUUCACAAAGGCGCGAUCCUACAAAAGAAGCUUCCUGGGUUAAGAGAUUGUGUGCUGUGUUUGAAGCCGGAUAGUUUUCAUAAGCAAAUUCUUGAGAGUUUUAAAAGUUCUCAGAACUCAUUCAUCUUGGAGAAUAAGCAGACACUGGCGUCGAUCCAUCCAUCUCUUCUCCUCGAGUGCAAAUUUUUAACAGAAGAAGAAUCUUUUGUUGACAAGGACCGUCUAGAAAAGCUUAGAUUGGACCACAAUGCAGGCGUCAAAACAAAGUUUUUGUUGGAGUUUGUUAAUCUUUGUGCUGCUCACAAUGAGAAAACCAAUUAA